CGUCGCAUGCGCCAUUUUAUUUGGCGUUCCGGCAUCGGUGCAGUUUGUUUUCAUUUUUCGGCGACCGUAGCUCCAGCGCAUCGAACAUGUCCAGCAGCCGCAACGAUUGCAGGAUCUACGUGGGCAAUCUGCCGCCCGACAUACGCACGAAAGACAUCCAGGAUCUGUUCUACAAGUUCGGCAAGGUGACGUUCGUCGAUCUGAAGAACAGACGCGGUCCACCUUUCGCGUUCGUCGAGUUCGAGGAUCCGAGGGACGCAGACGAUGCCGUGCACGCCAGAGACGGCUACGACUACGACGGCUACCGGUUGCGAGUUGAGUUCCCCCGAGGAGGUGGCCACGGUGGCUUCCGGGGUGGACGUGGAGGUGGCGACCGAGGUCGCAGCUCCCGAGGCCCCCCAGCACGUCGUUCACAGUUCCGCGUCCUCGUCACAGGUUUGCCACCCUCGGGCUCGUGGCAGGACCUGAAGGACCACAUGCGUGAGGCGGGCGACGUGUGCUUCGCCGACGCCUUCAAAGACGGCUCGGGUGUCGUGGAGUUCUUGCGUUACGAGGACAUGAAGUAUGCCAUCAAAAAAUUGGACGACUCACGGUUCAGGUCGCACGAGGGUGAAGUCUCCUAUAUUAGGGUGAAGGAGGAUAGGGGCGGCAGCGACCGUCGUUCGGGCGGCCGCUCACGCAGUCGUUCGUACUCGCCGCGCCGAAGGGGCUCGCCCACUUACAGUCCGGUGAAGCGGAGCUAUUCGCGCAGUCGCAGUCGCACCUAAAACCGGGGUCACGCACGUUUAAGUACGUAUCCACACUAUCUCCCCAAAAUCCACAAAAAAAAAAAAUUAAUACGACAGACAGGCCAAGCCAACUUUUUAUUGAAUUAAAUAUUAUGGUUUUAGUUUUUAAAAGUAAACGAAACAACCAUAUUUGGAAUAUAAUGAUUGUGUGAUUCGGUUGUUUUGAAUUGUUUAUGAUUCCCCAGUUUUUUUAGCAAUUUUUAUUCAGACUAGAAAGAUGUCGAGUUCAGUUGUGCUCUGCUGUACAUAUUUGUUUUUGGAUCGCGGUUUUUACUAGUAAUUGAACUGGACAACUUUCCACCACUGAUGACUUAUUUAUAAUGUAGCAUUUGUACCUUUAAUUUUUUUGUUUGACUUGUAUGUGUAACAUUAUAAAUUUAUUGAAAAAGGCAACAAGAACAGCUAUUUACUAAAUAUAUAAAUAAAUCUAUAUAGAAUUAUGUAUUUACGUGUAUGUGUAAGAGACUAAUUGUAUUUUGUUUCUUUUUUGUUCUAUUAUUGAACCGUCGUUGGAUAAAUGAAUACAUUGUCUGGAAUAAAUAGAGAUUAAAGUAAACAAAUGGUUUUUACCUAACUAAAAAAUAAAAACACUUUGUCAAAACCUGUGGAAGGAUGCAACCGGAUAGAAAGAAUGCUAGAGAGAGAGAGGAUUUUAGAGGACUCGGUGUGUAAAGAGCGAUUUUUUGCAGUCAGGAGGAUUUUCAUUCUAAAAAAACACUAAGUAACGUUUACUAAUAAGUAAAAAAGGGGAUACAAAUUUAAAAGUCGAGGAAAAAUAUAAAACCGGAACAGGAUUUUAGGAUCGGACUAAAAAUGCUGGACAUUGGUCAAAACGUUGUUUCAGUCAAUGUCCAGCAUUUUUUCGAAAAAUCAUUUGACCGGAACCGGAUUGUAAAACGCAGAGUACACUCGGACGGAAGGAUUUCAGGAAAUUAUAGGAUCCUCCGUCGCUUUCACUUGUUGGAUUAGGAUUGUAAUAAGUUGUUUAAGGAUUUCGGAUGGCUAGGAUCCCAUUUCGGUAAAUACCCCGCAUUUAAUAUGCAUUUUUUGGUUGUUUUUUAUUUUACGAUUUACUCAAUUUUAUAAAGGCAUAACAGUUUCACCCCUCACUUAUCUGAUCUGAAUUAUUAUUGAGUACAAGUUGUUGAAACUGUUGUGGUUUUAUUUAAUUUUUUAAGCUUUGCAGUAUCUUGUAUAUAACCUAAGUGUUUUUUUUUUUUCAUUUUAAUUAACUGCAAAAUCAUCUCUUUCCUUUCCACCCUCUUUUUAAAAACAAAUGGCAUUUGAUUAAAAACUGGUUUAACGAUGAAAUUAGUAUUCAACGAAAACCUAAAAACUGCAUGCAUCAAACUCAUUUCAACACGAUGUUUUUCACGAAUACAUAUUUUUGUCUUAAGCCCCGUCUUUGAAUCAAAACGAUUAAUGAAAAAUAAAAAUAAAUCCUCCGCAAAACCACACAAAAUGUUCUACAAAACCGUAUAUUUUAAUGUAGGUCUUUUCUCUCCAUGGAUUUGGAGACGAGCAUUGAAAAUUUGUGUGUUGUUUCUCCGUGGGACACUUCUUGAAGGAUUAUUAUUGACUGUAGGAUUUUCGUAGUUGGUAGGAUCUCUCUCUGUUAGGACGCGGAUGUUUCGGGAUUCGGGAGUCCAGGUAUUUGUUUUCCUCCUUAAAACGCAGAACUUACCACGGUUUUGCGGUUGUUGAAUUUUCUUGGGAAAUUUGACACGUGCUGGUUGGUAAGUUCUGCGUUGUUUAGACUAGUUCCUUAUUUAGGUAUGCAGUUUUCUUCAAUAAAGUUCUACCAAUUGAAUAA
Aethina tumida (small hive beetle) is the source of this 2601-nucleotide messenger RNA. It is a transcript of the gene SF2, whose product is annotated as serine/arginine-rich splicing factor 1B. The transcript has 4 exons. Gene Ontology annotation, cellular component: nucleus; cytoplasm; ribonucleoprotein complex. Gene Ontology annotation, molecular function: mRNA binding. Bases 87 to 767 code for a protein of 226 amino acids. The record is from RefSeq and is a predicted model, not a curated record. NCBI's taxonomy places the organism in Eukaryota, Metazoa, Arthropoda, Insecta, Coleoptera, Nitidulidae.